AUGGCCUCCGAAGUCGAAAAAGGGGAUACCCCCUCGCACGUUGAAAUGAUGUCAGACAUCAAGUCCGGGUCAACAACGCAGAUUGACCUCGCGAUGGAUCCAAUCCUCGAACGCAGAGUCAUCCGCAAAUGCGACCUUCACGUCGUCCCAAUUCUAACACUUUUAUUCUUAUUCGCCUUCCUCGACAGAAUCAAUAUCGGGAAUGCGCGAUUGCUCGGCCUGGAAGAAGAACUCGGUAUGGAAGGUCGCCAGUAUAACGUUGCUUUGUUUGUCUUCUUCAUUCUGUAUAUUCUUCUUGAGGUGCCGAGUAAUAUGGUUCUGAAAAAGAUCAAGCCAAGCUGGUGGCUCAGUGGAAUCAUGGCGGGCUGGGGUAUUGUCACAAUUUGCCAGGGGGUGACGCAAAGCUUUGGAGGGCUCGUGGCUUGUCGAGUGAUUAUUGGGGGCCUUGAGGCCGGGUUUAUGCCUGGAAGCGUAUACCUAAUCAACAUGUAUUAUCGCCGCCACGAGCUUCAGCGGCGGCUGAACUUCUUCUUCAGUGCUAGUAUCUUCGCUGGCGCUGUUAGCGGCUUCCUCGCCUAUGCAAUCGCCAACAUGGACGGCAACGGCGGCUACAAAGGCUGGCGCUGGAUCUUCAUUCUGGAAGGCCUAGCAACUGUCGUCAUAGCCAUAAUCGCAAAAUUCAUCAUCGUCGACUGGCCAGAGUCGGCAACAUUCCUGAACGAGGAAGAACGCGCUUGCCUUCUCCGCCGUCUAGCAGAGGACCAGGGCGAGGCGCAAAUGAACCGGUUCGACAAGAAGGCCAUGAAGAGGACGUUUUCCGAUCCGAAGAUCUACCUUGGACCCAUCAUGUAUUUCGGCAUCGUUAACACCGGCUAUGCGGUCUCGUUCUUCACACCCACAAUCCUGCAACAGCUCGGCUGGACCUCUAUUCGUGCCCAAGUAAUGUCCAUCCCCAUAUACGUCGUCGCGAUGGUAAUCACGCUUUCAACUGCCUGGCUCAGCGACCGCCUGGCCCAUCGUUAUGCCUUCACACUCGCGGGAGUGCUCAUCGCCACAAUGGGCUAUGUCAUGCUCUUGUGUCAAACCUCCAUCCCAGUUGGGGCACGCUACUUCGCGCUCUUCGCCAUCACUGGCGGCGGAUAUCUAACUCAGCCAAUACUGAUGGGCUGGUUGAGCAAUAACAUGGCUGGCCAUUACAAGCAAUCCAUUGCGUCGGCGAUGCAAAUUGGGUUCGGGAACUGUGGCGGGUUAGUGGCGAGUAACGUUUUCUUUGAUAGUGAGAAGCCUGGGUUCAGAACGGGGUUCGGGGUGAGCCUGGGAAUGACAUGGGUCUGUGGCGUUUCUUGCGCUGUAUUUCUGGCAUGUCUUGUUAGAGAGAAUAGGGUGAGAAGUCAGGGGAAGAGGGAUUGGAGGUUUGGUCUGGAGGAGGAAGAGAAGAGGAACUUGGGGGAUGAUUAUCCUACGUUCCGGUUCACUUAUUAG
This is a messenger RNA of Aspergillus nidulans FGSC A4, 1482 nucleotides long. RefSeq lists its product as uncharacterized. The record is from RefSeq and is a predicted model, not a curated record. Lineage: Eukaryota; Fungi; Ascomycota; Eurotiomycetes; Eurotiales; Aspergillaceae. The transcript is spliced from 4 exons. Gene Ontology annotation, cellular component: membrane. Gene Ontology annotation, biological process: transmembrane transport. Gene Ontology annotation, molecular function: transmembrane transporter activity. Bases 1 to 1482 code for a protein of 493 amino acids.